Pelodiscus sinensis (Chinese soft-shelled turtle) is the source of this 1583-nucleotide messenger RNA. The record is from RefSeq and is a predicted model, not a curated record. Lineage: Eukaryota; Metazoa; Chordata; Testudines; Trionychidae.
CAGCAGAGAGCUCUACGCAGAGAAUGGUGACCAGGGACUCUGCAGCUUACUGGGUCUUGGUGCCCAACCUCACCUAGUAGAGCUGUUUCUCUGUCCCCUGCAGAGUGAUGGCUUCUUGGGAGAAACCCACCUGGGUCUCCUUCUGGUUCCUGUCUCUCUGCUCUGUUUCCUUAGCUGGAGUUCGCCGUCUCUCUUGCUUCCAGGUCAUCUCCCCUUAUGCAGACCAUGGCCUGCCCAAGCGGCUGAAUGCAAUGAUCGUGAACGACCUGUUGCUUGCAGUCUAUGACAGUGACAUCGGCAAGUUGGUGUCUCGUAAUGGCUACCGCACGGCCCGUCAGUUCUGGAGUGAGAGCUCAGCGAGGUACAUGGCCUGGAACUCCUGGGUGGAAACCGAGUAUGAGGGCCUGGUGCAGAAGAUGAACACCAGCUCCCCAAGGGCAGAGCCCUACUACAUGCAGGUCCUGAAGACCUGUGAGCUGGACGAUGACACGGAUGCCGUCCGAGCCGUCACCCGAUACUCCCUCAAUGGGGAGGACGUGGUGUGGUACGAUGCCGAACAGAACCGUUGGUUCACGGUGCACCCGGCCGCCUCGCACGUGGCAGAGCUCUGGAACCGUGAAGCGAAGACGUUUGGGGAGUUGAAAGUCCACACGGAGCAGCACUGCAGGUUCGUGAUGAAGAUCACUGAGGCUUUCAUCACUGAGAAGACAGCCCAGCCCACAGCCCGUGUGGCCCUUGUCCCAGGGACCCAGGCCCGGCCAGGCCGCCUCGUCUGCCAUGUGACGGGAUUCUAUCCCCGUGACAUCGAGGUGACCUGGGAGCGGGGGGGCCAGGUGGCCCAGGGGGAGCAGCUGACCAGAGGCAUCCGGCCCAAUGGGGACACCACCUUUCAGAUCCAGGUGUCCAUCGAGCUGGGGAAGGAGGGGACUGGUCCCCCAGAGCACGUGUGCGUGGUGAGACACAGCAGCCUGGGCAACACCACCCUGAGGGUCUCUUGGGAUUCCCAGCCUCCAGGCCUGGCUGGUGUCCCAUGGAUCGUGGCUGGCUGCAUCCUCGCUGUCCUGGGAGUCGGAGCCCUGGGAUUGCUCCUGUGGAAGAGGCCAGCGGGCCAGAAAGGGCCGUAUCACCUAGCACAGAUGCAGCCAGGGACCCUCAACUCUGCUCCAGCCACGGCUCAGCCAGAAGGACGCACCUCAUGCACAAUAAUUACUCUCCCAGAUGGAACCGAGUGACCAGACAUGGAGCCAGAUGGGCCAGGGCCGUCAGCUUGGACUGGAGUCCUGUGGAUCCACCCUGGCAAGGAAAAAUCCUGGGGGAAGGGUGUCAUGGAUAAAAUCAAAAUCCCUGAGGUACAGAGUGAGAGGUACCUGUGCUGAACCUCCAUUCUGGUCUCUUCAUCAUUCUCCAAUCACGCAGGUGCUUAUAUUACUCAUGAGAACGUAAGAGUGGCCAGACUGGGUCAGACCAAACGUACUUCUAGCCCCAUGUCCUGUCUGCCCACAGUGGCCAAUGCUAAGUACCCUCAAAGGAGGGAAUACAACAGGAAAUCCUCACGCGAUCCCUCCCCUCUCACCCACCUCCAG